This is a messenger RNA of Sus scrofa (pig), 2946 nucleotides long. It is a transcript of the gene KLC4, whose product is annotated as kinesin light chain 4. Gene Ontology annotation, cellular component: cytoplasm; kinesin complex. Lineage: Eukaryota; Metazoa; Chordata; Mammalia; Artiodactyla; Suidae. Gene Ontology annotation, molecular function: kinesin binding. The record is from RefSeq and is a predicted model, not a curated record. Gene Ontology annotation, biological process: microtubule-based movement.
UGCCUUGAGCGGCAGCCAUGAUGGAUUUAAAGGGGCAGUACCGGCAAGAGCUGUAGCCAGAUCAUCAGACUGCGGGUGAGUCUUUAAGGGUACUUUGGGGCAGAGAGUUGAGAUCCUGCUACCUCUUUCUUGCACUCCCGGACAGAUUAAGAAAUGAGCCCUUCCGAGCAGUCUCAAACAACUCGAGUCGGAUUCAAAAACUCCGCCCCCCGGGAUUCUUCCCGCCCCCUCGGCGUCCAGACGGACGGACAGACGGUCCGCCCCGCCCCCUGCGCUACCAACUGACUCCUUGACCUCGGGAUAAUCCGGCCCCUGGUCCUCCUCGCCCGCGACGCGGACCUGGGUCAUCACCCCGCACCUCCUCCCUUCUCUCCUGCCCAUCGCACUCUCUCCCCACCCUGGGCCUCAGGGCAGGUCGACAGCCUGGGACACUUCACCGCAUUCCCAGGCCGGGGAGACCAAGUCCUAGCGCCGAGAUCCUCUGUGAUCCCGCAGCCACUCAGCGGACCUGCCAUUCUUCCCUGCAUCAUCGGGCACCUGGGAGGCACUCUACGCUGACUCUCAGAGCCUGGCAGAUCCUUCUGAGUCCCUGGCUGCUUGAACAGAGUUUCUUCCGGGCUCCUGCCUGAACGCCACAACCAAGGGUUAUAUACAGCCCAGACACGGUCCCCUGGCCAGGAUGUCGGGCCUGGUGUUGGGACAGCGGGAUGAGUCUGCAGGGCACCGGCUCAGCCAGGAGGAGAUCCUGGGGAGCACCCGUCUGGUGAGCCAAGGGCUGGAGGCUCUACACAGUGAGCACCAGGCAGUGCUGCAAAGCCUCUCGCAUACCAUCGAGUGUCUGCAGCAGGGAGGCCAUGAAGAAGGGCUGGUGCACGAGAAGGCCCGGCAGCUGCGCCGAUCCAUGGAAAACAUCGAGCUGGGGCUGAGUGAGGCCCAGGUGAUGCUGGCCCUGGCCAACCACCUGAGCACAGUGGAGUCAGAGAAACAGAAGCUGCGGGCUCAGGUCCGGCGGCUGUGUCAGGAGAACCAGUGGCUCCGGGACGAGCUGGCGGGUACCCAGCAGCGACUCCAGCGCAGCGAACAAGCCGUGGCUCAGCUGGAGGAGGAAAAGAAGCACCUAGAGUUCCUGGGACAGCUGCGACAGUAUGACGAAGAUGGGCACACUGCGGAGGAGAAGGAAGGCGAUGCCUCCAAGGAUUCCCUGGAUGACCUCUUCCGAAAUGAAGAGGAAGAGGACCCCAGCAAUGGCUUGGCCCGUGGCCAGGGCGCCCAGCAUAACGGCUAUGAGAUCCCAGCGAGGCUGCGGACACUGCACAAUCUGGUGAUACAGUAUGCCGCCCAGGGCCGCUAUGAGGUAGCCGUGCCACUCUGCAAGCAGGCACUGGAGGACCUGGAACGCACGUCCGGCCGAGGCCACCCCGACGUGGCCACCAUGCUCAACAUCCUGGCUUUGGUGUAUCGGGACCAGAAUAAGUAUAAGGAAGCUGCCCAUCUGCUGAAUGAUGCCCUCAGCAUUCGAGAGAGCACCCUGGGUCGGGACCACCCUGCUGUGGCCGCCACACUCAACAAUCUGGCUGUGCUCUAUGGUAAGAGAGGCAAAUACAAGGAGGCAGAGCCACUGUGCCAGCGGGCCCUGGAGAUUCGAGAAAAGGUCCUGGGCACUGACCACCCAGAUGUGGCAAAGCAACUGAACAACCUGGCCCUGUUGUGCCAAAACCAGGGCAAGUAUGAGGCCGUGGAACGCUAUUACCGGCGGGCACUGGCCAUCUAUGAGGGGCAGCUGGGGCCUGACAACCCUAACGUAGCCCGGACCAAGAACAACCUGGCUUCCUGUUACCUGAAACAGGGCAAAUAUGCUGAGGCUGAGACGCUCUAUAAAGAGAUCCUGACCCGUGCCCACUUGCAGGAGUUUGGCUCUGUGGAUGACAACCACAAGCCCAUCUGGAUGCAUGCAGAGGAGCGGGAGGCAAUGAGCAAAAGCCCACACCGGGAGGGCGGCACACCCUACGCUGAGUAUGGAGGCUGGUACAAGGCCUGCAAAGUGAGCAGCCCCACCGUGAACACGACUCUGAGGAACCUCGGAGCUCUGUACAGGUGCCAAGGAAAGCUGGAAGCAGCUGAGACCCUGGAGGAGUGUGCCCUGCGCUCCUGGAAGCAGGGCACUGACCCGAUCAGCCAGACCAAGGUGGCUGAGCUGCUUGGGGAGGGUGACAGUGGAAGGACCUCCCAGGAGGGCUUUGGGGGCAGCGUGAAAUUCGAGGGAGGUGAAGAUGCCUCAGUGGCUGUGGAGUGGUCAGGGGAUGGCAGCGGGGCCCUGCAGAGGAGCGGCUCUCUGGGCAAGAUCCGAGAUGUUCUCCGUAGAAGCAGUGAGCUCCUGGUGAGGAAGCUCCAGGGGACCGAGCCCCGGCCCUCCAGCAGCAACAUGAAGCGGGCAGCCUCCUUGAACUAUCUGAACCAACCCAAUGCAACGCCCCUCCAGGUCUCCCGAGGCCUCAGUGCCAGCAGUACGAAUCUCUCUUCAAGCAGCUGACAUUCAAGCUCCCCUGCCUUCCCUGGGACCGGUGGGUCCCCAGCAGCCCUCACAGCAUUCCCUGUGGCUCCUGGCUCUUCCAACCCUACAGUGGGACAGUGAAGGGGGAGCAGUUAACCAGAAGAUGCCCUCAGGGUCUCAGCUCCCUCCUCAGGAAUCCCCCUCAGGAACCAACCUCAGGACACCCUCUCCCCACCCUGUGGUCCUCUAGAGUGGCUCCAUCUACUACUAGGGCCCCCAAAGUGGGUAAAGAGCAGGUGUGCACCUCAGAGAUGCAGCCUGUGGCUGGCUUUUCUGACAGAAGGUUUGGGACUGGCCAGCUGACCUGUCUUGCCCUGGCCUCUCUUUUUCCCUCCAAUGCUUCACUUCAGGUCCGUGUAUUUCACUUUUCUUAAAUAAAGGAAUCAGGUAACCAA